Molecule: messenger RNA, 4724 nt
Organism: Fundulus heteroclitus (mummichog)
Lineage: Eukaryota; Metazoa; Chordata; Actinopteri; Cyprinodontiformes; Fundulidae
Product: semaphorin-4C-like
Exons: 7
Coding region: 16-1731 (571 amino acids)
Biological process (GO): negative chemotaxis; neural crest cell migration; semaphorin-plexin signaling pathway
Molecular function (GO): semaphorin receptor binding; chemorepellent activity
Source: RefSeq, a predicted model, not a curated record
UCCAUCACGCUUAGCAUGUGUCGAGCGUUUGGCAGACAGAUAAUUCAUCCGUCACUUCUCCCCGCCACACAUCACCGACUCCCUUCUUCUCGCCCGUGUUUCAGGGGCGACGUGGACGUGUCCGCCGUGUGCCAGUACCAGAUCGCUGACGUGAAGAAGGUGUUCGAGGGCUCCUACAAGGAGUACAGGGAGGCGUCCCAGAGAUGGGGGCGAUACACCGGCACCGUCCCCAGCCCCCGGCCCGGAUCGUGCAUAACUAACUCAGACAGGGAGAACGGCUACAACAGCUCUCUGCAGCUGCCUGACGCCACCCUCAACUUUGCCAAGAAACACCCACUGAUGGAGGACAAAGCUCUGGGUCGCCCCCUGCUGCUGGCCAAGGGCGUUAACUUCACCAAGCUGGCGGUGGACCGGGUCAGCGGCCUGGACCAGCGGGCGUACAACAUGCUCUUCAUCGGCACAGCUGAGGGCUGGCUGCAGAGGGUCGUCAUCCUGGGCUCUGAGACCCACGUGAUCGAGGAGAUCCAGCUGUUCGACUCGGCCCAGCCCGUGGACAGCCUGACCAUCUCCCACUCCAAGAAGUACUUGUACAUCGGCUCCCGCUCUGAGGUUCUCCAGCUGCCCUUGGCCAACUGCAGCCGCUAUCAGUCUCAGCCAGACUGCCUGCUCGCCAGGGACCCCUACUGCGCUUGGGACAACGAGGGCCGGGCCUGCGUCCGCAUCGACCUCCACCGAGGGUCCACUUCCUCCCUCUCCCAGGACUUGAUGCUGGACAGGUUCAACCGUGGGAAAGCCAAGUUUGAUAAACCUGUCUCCAUCCCGAGUCCUGAGCACUCCCGACUGAGAAAUGUAACAGUGGUCGUCGGGUCGGACAUGGUGCUGCCUUGCCAGCUCGUCUCGAACUUGGCCCAGCCUUUCUGGGUGGUCAACGACCGCGAGCUCCAGCUGGGUGACCCAGAAGCGGGAGGACCUCGCUUCGACCGAACCCUGAAAGCCCUCAUAAUCCCCGAAGCGGGCCAGAUGCAUGCGGGCCGCUACGUCUGCUACUCCGAGGAGCAGGGAGUCAAGUUUCAGACAGAGCGCUACCAGGUGACUGUCUAUGCCAGCGCCCCGGUUUUCAUGGAAGCCCGGGCCCCGGACAGCAGCAUGGGGCUCUUCUGGGUGCUGGUGAUCACUCUGGGAGCCGCGUGCCUUCUCCUGCUGGUGGCCGCCCUCUACCUGCGCAGGAGGCUGAAGCUGGCGCUGGGGAAGGGAGCCGACAUGAAGCCCCUGGAGAGCACCCUGGUCUACCCCAUCACCCUGCCCAAGGAGCCGCCCACCUUCGUGCCCAGCAAGAUGCCCAGCGACGAAGACCGCUUCUGGGAGACGGGCGCCAACUACUACUACUCAGACGGCUCGCUGAAGAUCGUUCCCGGCCACGCCCUGGGGCCCAGCAGCGUCACCAGCACGGCGUCGCCCAGCGCCAUUCCCGGCCAGCCCAUCCACUCCCCAAGCCGGCUCAGCCUCACCAACAUCCGAGGCUCCGGUAGCAACGGCUACAUCCGCCUCAACCUGAGCACAGCGGGGGAGGAGAGGGCUAGCGGGGCCAGUGUUGGGGGCGGCGCGCUGGGCGGGCUGGGCAUGGGCGUGGGCGGGAACGACUACUCCAGUCCCUUCAAGGAGGAGCUGAGGCGCACUCUGCAGCAGCGGAGCGUCCUGCCCGACGCCAACCCAGAGGAGUCCUCCGUCUAGUCCUUCCCCUUCCGCCGCGUUUUAAUUCCCCCCCGAGGUGGAACAAGAAUCCAACCAAGCUACCUCCCUCCUUCCGAGGACGCCUGCUCUCUCUGUCUUUUAGUGACAUGCUGUCCACUCCCAUGCUCUCUGUCUCACUCUGCCAAUGCCUGUUUGGCUCUCUGUAGACUUCUAUUAGCACACAGCAUGUUCAGCGCACACACACACUCGUACACCGUGUUUGCCAACAGUCGCUGUGUUUCGGGCAACACCGAGUCUCGGUUGUGACUGUCUCUGCUUCCACUGUGCGACUGCCACUCGUGUACAUUUUGUAUUUAAAAAAGAAAAGGAAAAAAAAGAUGAACGCAGAGCAGAGAGCCUCGAGCAUGGAGCCCCGACAAAUGAUGUUAUUUUUUCCUCUCUCAGAUGAGCCCAGCUCUUUUUACUUUGAGCUCAGGCCCCGUUCUGAGACCAUUUAACAACAAGGGCGACUAACUGGAAAUAUGUUUUUUGUGUGUGUGCGUGUGUGCUUGUGCUCCUUGAGACUUUUUCCUGCUUAUUGCACUUAAAAAAAAACUGGAAGCCUGUCUUUCCUGUUUUUUUUGUACUCGUGAACCGAGAGUUAGAGAGAGCGGCUUUAAAAAAAAAAAAAAAAAAAAAAGCGGACUAAUUAAUCUCCAAGCAAGAUGACAAUCAUGUCCCCGUGGCAGGAGCUCUGUGUGGGGCAGAAAGGAGACAAAAAGAGAAGAAAUUAGGCAGAAAAUGAAGUGAACAGGAGAAAAAGACAUGAGGGGGGGGGGGAGUUUCUAAAUGAAGGACAAUCUCUCAAGACUUUUCUGCUCAAUUGAAACGUUUCCCCUGGCGUCACAUUUACUGCUGGAGGACUCAUUCGAUUUCUUCCACUCUUAAUUUAAUGUGAUGCUCGGUUUGAAUUAAGACAUUUCUCGUCCUUUGUUUUCUUGUUGUUCUGUUUUUUUUCGGACUUAUGGACCACAGCAGUGUUCGAAACGGAUUGUUAGUGACUAAUGGCUCACCUCUCUGAACGCCAGCGUGAGGGAGACCUGCUUAGCGUUGCGUUGCUCCUCGCUCGGCCCUGCGUGGCCACCUCCCGCUCCCCUCCGCUCCGGGAGUUCUCCGUGGGACGUUCUCUGGAGCCGCAGCGCGCAAAAGACGGGUGUUUUGACGCGGACCUCUUGAACUCUCGUUCCCGUCUUUUGAGAAGAAAGAAAGCAGAGCGGAGCUUUGUGUUUUCGGCUCCUGGCAGCGGAACAAUGGUUGCGGAGUUAAUUGCAAACUGAAGCUGACAUGAAGACAUUCGGCGCAGAGAAUGUAGUUGAACCCUUAUUGUUGCGACGGCUGUGGAUGUCUCAGUAAGUGCUUUAUGCUUCUUCUUUUUUUUCCCCUCCAUGUGUCUGAUGAGGGCGGUAACGCGCACUGCCAGGAAGGAAACUACCACUCCAACACAUACACACUCACACACAAAAGUUUAUUGUGGAACCCAGCCAUCCAGGGCUACGGGGCGAAUGUGAAGCGCCCUUAGUGCCCACGGGACCCCGCCCCACCCUUUUACCGAAGCCUAGAGACUGAUCCGGGGCUACUGUGGACCGAUACAGCGGAAGAACACUGAACACACACCUACACAACAAGAACUCACACAGUGUUACAGGAAGAAUGGACCGACAGACUGAUUACUGCCACGCUGAUAAACUACUGGCCCCAGGCAGAAAGAUGCCAUGAAGCAGUGAAAGUGUUUUUUCAUCGUGUAUUUUGUGGAUGUGCCUGUGGAGACCGGAGGAACGCCUAAAGGAACCGCAAAGCAGAGAACCGUGUGUUGUUCCCACUGUGUACAGUCCGAUGGGGGGGGGGGAGAAAAAUAAGUCAAAAGAAUCUUACGGCCGAGGAGGUCGUCAGCCAUCAGCGCUCCAUCCUACUGUUGCAUGAUCUUCUCUGCAAGUGGACUGCACAUCUUUGAUAUGAUCAUCCCUGUACAAAAGUGAAACAUUUCCAUCCCUUUUGGACUUUUUUUUUCCAGGCUCUAAUAUUGUGCAACACUAAAGAUCUCUUGAUGGGACGAUCAAGAAAUCUGAAUUUUAUGCCUCAAGACUUGUACAGUAAACACAUGGCUGUAUUUCAACAUGUUUACUUUCUCUGUGCCUCUUCACCUUUCUGAAAGAAAAAAAAAAAAGCCAAAGUAGACUGCAGUUGCUUUUGUUCCUCUUGGAAAUUCCUGAAUAAAUUUUAUUUGAUUCCAGAUCAAUAUUUUAAGUCUCAGCAAUCCGUCCACUUUGCUACACUGAGCUGAUGUCAGCAGCCUUCCUACAUAUUUUAUCUGCGGCUGAACUUCCCCUCAAGCAAAAGGCAAAAUGUGUCUGAAACUGAGGAAGCUGCUGUUUGUUUCCUGUUUACAUGUCAGAACUGAUCUCCUGGGCCCCAUCUAUGUUUUUUUUAAAUCUUUCCUACAUUAAGAACGGCUGAAAUUGGAAUCCGUUUUCAGCCCCUGAAAACCAAAUAGAAAGCUGCUGACUUGAAGCAAAUCAGUGACAAAAACUGCUCGCUUUAUUUUGAAUCUCCUGAGACAGAAAGCUAAAAUACAAAUUAGCUCUUUACACUGGUACUUUGGUUGUGUCUUAUAUUUCUCCUUCUUACAAUCAGGCUUGUUUUUUCCCCCCACUAUGUAAUGUUUUAAAAGAAAAUGACAAAGGAAACAGGUCUAAAGCUUGAAAACCAUGCAUGUGUAAUGUUCUUAAUGUGCUGUUCCUCAGCUCUCUAGCAUUUAGAUAUUUUCUCCCAUGAGGCUUUUGGUUCUGCUGUGUUCUUGCAUUAUUAUUAUUUGGAUUAUUCUGCCCCACUUUUUUGCCUGUUAUUGUUCUGUUUUUUUUUUGUUUUUUUUUUAAAUAUCUUAAGUAACUUAUUUCACUUGUACAAACUUGUCAAUAUUUAUUAUCAUUGUACAUAUGUCCUUAUUUUUUAUAUGUGUAUAUAAAUACACAAAUAAAAAAAUAGACAUACUUGGA